This is a messenger RNA of Camellia sinensis, 780 nucleotides long. RefSeq lists its product as uncharacterized. NCBI's taxonomy places the organism in Eukaryota, Viridiplantae, Streptophyta, Magnoliopsida, Ericales, Theaceae. The record is from RefSeq and is a predicted model, not a curated record.
AUGGCAGUUGAUGUGUGCUCAGAGAUACUCAGUUUAGGUGCCAGCCCAAGAAUCUCAUUCUCUCACGAUCUCAACAACCAAUCAGACACCGUCCGAUCUGACGCCUCUCUUCUAGAUCCCAAUUUCGAUUUCCAUUUCUGCAUCAGCAAAAGCUUCCCUCAAGAACUUCCCUCCGCAGACGAGCUCUUCUCCAAUGGCAAAAUCAACCCAAUUCAGAUCAAGAAACAAGUUCAACAGAGCAAUUCAAUUCUGUCUCCAGAGAAAACUGGUAAUCAAAAUGUUGGAGAAGAAACCAAGAAAAAGAGACUGAAAGAGUUCAUAUUCAGCGAUUUCGACGAUGCAGAGGAAUUAAAGCCAAGCUCGAGAUCUUUCUGGCAGUUCAGACGAAGCAAUAGUCUGAAUUGCGAAAGUGGUCGAAGUAAAAGCUUGAUUCGAUCAUUACAAUUCUUAUCCAGAAGCAAUUCGACUGGUUCGGCACCAAAUCCAAAGCAAAUUCAGAAGCAGAACUCUGUAAAACAACAACAACAACAACAGCAACAACAACAACCAACGAUUUCAUAUUCGAGGUCAUCAUCAUCUUCUUCUCUGUACACAAAAUAUAAUCCUCAUAAUUCGUCGAAAAAGCCGCCAUUGAAGAAGAAUUGCAGAGCAUACGGUAAUGGAGUCCGAAUUAGCCCUGUUUUGAAUAUUCCACAUAAUUGCAUAGCUAAAGGGACUGCAAGUUUGUUUGGGUUUGGUUCAUUGUUCUGUAAUGGCAAGGAUAAAAAAAAGAAGAAAUGA